Molecule: messenger RNA, 1400 nt
Organism: Fusarium odoratissimum NRRL 54006
Lineage: Eukaryota; Fungi; Ascomycota; Sordariomycetes; Hypocreales; Nectriaceae
Exons: 1
Coding region: 86-1258 (390 amino acids)
Molecular function (GO): carbon-sulfur lyase activity
Source: RefSeq, a predicted model, not a curated record
ACUUCACAAAGAACUCUUCAAUUGCAUAUUUUGACUUUUUUCACAAAGCAUCCCAUCAGUUGGAGUAUUUCGAAAUACAAACACGAUGACUACUGAGGAUCAAAAUAUCACCCUCACGGCCCAGUGCCUCUGCAAAGCGCAUACCUUCACCACCAAAGUGCCCCGAUCAAAACUCCCUCUACCUGCGUCUAUAUGCCACUGCACCUCAUGCCGAAACGCUACCGGCGCCAUGUACAACAGCAACAUAGACUGGCCUGGUUCAGCAGAUGAGAUUCACAGCUCUGAUCUGAAAUCCUACAAAUUUACCUCCAAUUGCGAAAUUUUGUUCUGCGGCUCAUGUUCAUGUCCGAUGUUCUGGGAUGCUCACUACAAAGAUCAGCCCCAGAACUUUGGCGUUUUCACGGGAGUCUUGAAUAAUGUUGAUGUUGACAACCUCAUUAACUUUACGAGGCAAAUCUUCGUUGGUGAUACGGUCGAUGGAGGCGUUUCUCCGUGGCUUCAGAAUGUGCAUGGUGACAGGGACAAGCCUCGCAGGUGGAUGGAGAGACCUAAGGAUGGUGGAGAAUUGGACGAAGGUUGGCCAGCCGCCAAUCAAGAUGCUAGGUCUGAAGUUCCUCCAGUUACAGAUAUACCUAUUCGCUGCCAUUGCAAGGGAGUUGAUCUUGUCUUCCGUCCCGGCAACGUGGACUUCUCUACCAUGGAGGCUGAUGCGAUUCCGUCGUAUAUCGAGCCAAAGUCCCAUAAACACCUUGCGACACUCGAUCCAUGCCCCUCAUGUCGCUUGUCAGUUGGCGUUGACAUAAUGAAUUGGACAUUUGUCAUGCCUCAACAGAUUGACUUCCCCAAGAAGACCAUUGGAUCCAACUUUCCGCGAAAUACACAUGAUCUGAAGAGUGCAGUUGAUAAUCCCGACCGAGACCCUCGUUAUGGCACGCUCGCGAUCUAUCGAAGCUCGCCUGACGUUCAAAGAUAUUUCUGCUCGCGCUGCUCUGCGACGGUAUUCUACACCGUUGACGAUCGUCCAGAGGUUAUUGACGUCGCUGUUGCACUGUUACAUGCCCCGGAGGGCGCUCGUGCGGAGAGUAUUCUCACUUGGCAUCUUGGUGCAAAGAUGAUGGGAGAGUGGGAUUUUGAGAGGGGCUGGAGAAAGGACUUCGCCAUGUCGGUGAAGGACACGUCAGAAAAGUGGCGGAUCGAGAAAGGUUAUCCCAAAACAUGGAGGAGGAUUGCCUUUGAGGAUGCAGAGAAGAAGGAUUAAUACGUGACAGUUCCGCAUAACAAGAAGUCGAACCUCUGAUGCCUUGAUUUCGCCGCCGGACUCCUUGAGAAACACAACUAGAAUCAGUCACAGACAGAAUUUCUCAAAGCUAGUGAUGUUCCCGAAUUUACUUGACCUCUUG